Messenger RNA from Dibothriocephalus latus, 1137 nucleotides. Lineage: Eukaryota; Metazoa; Platyhelminthes; Cestoda; Diphyllobothriidea; Diphyllobothriidae. The record is from the annotation of a GenBank genome assembly.
CUGAAUUUAAACGAACCUAUCGCUCCAGUGCCUGGCAAGUGCCCUGUGUGGUCCCAAGAUCCAAAUGAAGUUUUUGCUGACCUUACAGAUGGUGCAAAGGUUUUCAUCCAGGGCGCAUCUUCAUCGCCCGGUACACUCGUUUCUCUUCUUUAUCAGCACGUCAUGGAUAAGGGAUUGAAAAACAUAAGGGUCAAACAAUUUCUCCCUCUUGGUCCGCUGCCAUACCUCAACGCGGAGGCCAAAGAUAACUUCCGCCUUGCUACAUGCUAUUCCAGUAAUUUAUGUCGUGACGCUAUCAACAGUGGACGGGCAGACUUCACUCCGAUAUCCGUUUCAGAGAUACCUCUUUUGUACCGCACUAAAGGCGUGGGUUCGGACUAUGCUCUUAUUAUGGUUACGCCUCCCGACAAACACGGGUUCUGUUCUUUGGGGGCUGCGGUUGGCACUGUGCGUUCCGCUAUCCAAAACGCUAAAAAGAUAAUAGGUAAGAGUGUUGAUGUCCUGAGGCCUAUUAUCUUAGGAUUUGGUCGAAUUCCCUACGAAGUCACCAAUCAACUUCGUAACCAUCGUGACUUAGGUGUACAUGCUGAGAUGUUCUCCGAUGGAAUCGUUAACCUCGUCAACCUGGGCGUUGUCAAUAACAGGAAUAAGACAGUCCGACGUGGACGCAUUGUUGCUAGCUACACUAUCGGCACAGAGAAGGUUUUCGAUUUUAUUAACGAAAAUCCGCUCGUUGCGCUCUACGAUAUCGCUUGGGUGAACUCCCUCGAGGUUAUUGCCCGCAAUCCGAAGGUGACAUCUGUCAAUACUGCUUUCGAGAUGGACCUCACAGGCCAAUGCGCUAGUGACAGUGUUGGGGACUGUAUUUACACCGGUGUCGGGGGCCAGAUUGACUACACACGUGGGGCUUCCCUCUCCAUUGAUGGACUCGGCCGUCCAAUCAUUACAAUGUGCUCGAAGAACUCGGCUGGGCAGUCUUCUAUCGUCCCCUUCCUAACAGAUGGCAGUGGUGUGGUUACCACACGUGCUCAUGUUCAUUAUGUGGUUACCGAGUACGGCAUCGCCUAUCUGUUUGGCAAGAACAUUCGUCAGCGGGCACACGCUCUCAUCAAAAUCGCUCAUCCCGACUUUAGGUGA